AUGGCCGACAAGGAGGCGUCAGUCUACAUCGUCGACCUUGGCUUGUCCAUGGCCAACUGCCACAACGGCCGCGCCGAGCCGGACCUGGACUGGAGCAUGCGCUAUGUCUGGGACAAGAUCUCAACCACGGUCGCGGCCUCGCGCAAGACAUGGACCGUCGGCGUCGUUGGUCUCAAGACGGACGAGACGCGGAACGCCAUGCAAGACGACGAAGGGUACGAGAACAUCUCCGUCUUGCAGGAGCUCGGUCCCAUGACUAUGACAUCGCUGCGGGAACUCAAGGAAGCGAUCAAACCAAGUGAAACGGCGAAUGGGGAUGCCGUCUCCGCCGUUGUCAUCGCUGUGGACAUGAUUGAGGCUUUCACCAAGAAGCUCAAGUACAAGAGGCGCAUCUAUCUUGUCACUGACGGGUUGGCUCCAAUCGAUGGUGACGAUGUCGACGCGAUUGCGAAGAAAAUUAAUCAAGACGGGAUUGAACUGAUUGUCUUGGGCGUGGACUUUGACGACGCAGACUACGGCUUCAAGGAGGAAGACAAACCAUCCAUCAAAAAAAAGAAUGAGGGUAUUCUCAUGGACUUAGUCUCGAAAUGCGACAACGCCCAGUUUGCAACUAUCGCGGAAGCCAUCGACGAGCUCGACACCCCGCGCCUCAAGCCCGUCAGGCCCUACAAGACCUACGACGGGCCCCUGACGCUCGGCCUCGCCGACCCGCCCCCGGAGCUCAAGAUCCCGCCCACGCCCGUCGUCAUCAACGUCGAGCGCUACUUCAAGACCAAGCAGGCCAAGCCCCCGACGGCCUCCACGGUCGUCGUGUCGGCGGCGGGCCAGGACGCCGCGUCGCAGUCGAUGCAGACGGCCGAAGGCGACCCCAUGGAGGGCGUCGAGUCGAUUGCAGGCUUCGCGGCGGUCAAGUCCGCGAGGACGUACAAGAUCAACGACCCGGACGCGCCGGGAGGUAAGCGCGACGUCGAGUUCGAGUCGUUAGCCAAGGGGUACGAGUACGGACGUACGGCAGUGGCCAUUAGUGAGUCAGAAUGGAACGUCACAAAGCUCAAGACUGUCAAGAGCUUCAGUAUCAUCGGCUUCAUCCCAUGUGAAAAGUACGAGCCGUUCCUCAACAUGGGCGAGACCUGCGUGACUGUCGGCCGCAAGUUUGACGAAAAGUCGCAGCUCGCCCUCUCCUCCCUCAUACACGCUCUCUACGAGCUCGAGUCCUACGCUGUCGCCCGUCUCGUGGUCAAGGACAACAAGGACCCCGUCCUGGUCCUCCUCGCCCCGUGCAUCGAGCCGGACAUGGAAUGCCUCUACGACGUGCCCCUCCCCUUCGCCGAAGACGUGCGCGGGUACCAGUUCCCGCCCCUCGACCGGGUCAUCACCGUCAGCGGGCAGAAUAUCACGGCAGAUCACCGCCUGUUACCUGGUGACGAGCUUACCGAUGCGAUGAGCGAUUACGUCGACUCCAUGGACCUGAGCAGUUUCAGCGCUGACGAUGAAGGAAACCCAUCAGAGUACGCCGCCAUCGAGGAUACCUACAACCCCAUCAUCCACAGAAUCAACCAGGCCAUCCGCCAAAGGGCGGUCAACCCUGAGGGUGCCAUCGACCCUAUCCCUCCGAUACUCGUCCGCUACGCCGCGCCGCCUGCGGAUCUGGUCGAGAAGGCGAAAUCCCAAAUCGAAACCCUCAUCUCUGCGGCGCAAGUCAAGAAAGUUCCCCCGAAAGCAAAAGGCAAGCGCAAGUAUGAGGGCACGAAACCCCUGUCAGGCCUCGACGUCGACGCCCUCCUCGGCACGCAGCCCAAGCGCCCCAAGAUCUCGGCGGAAAACGCCAUCCCCGAGUUCAAGCGCGCCCUCGCCGUCGCCGAAGAAGUCGAUGCGAUCCGCGACGCCGCACGCCAGAUGGGCGAUAUUGUCGCUCAGCUCAUCACCGACAGCUUCGGCGACGCAAACUACGCCCGCGCCACCGAGAACCUCAGCGUCCUACGCGGUGGCCUCGUCGACCUCGAGGAGCCGGGGAUUUACAACGACGUCAUCAAGGGCCUCAAGACCAAGGUGCUCUCGGGGGAGCUGGGCGGCGACCGGCGCGAGAUGUGGUGGAAGAUCCGGACGUCGAGGCUGGGGCUCAUUGACCAAGCGACAUCUGAGGUGUCGGUUGUCACGAGUGAGCAGGCUGAUGAGGUGUGUUUUUUUUUUCGUCCUUGA
Molecule: messenger RNA, 2199 nt
Organism: Colletotrichum graminicola M1.001
Lineage: Eukaryota; Fungi; Ascomycota; Sordariomycetes; Glomerellales; Glomerellaceae
Product: Ku70/Ku80 N-terminal alpha/beta domain-containing protein
Exons: 6
Coding region: 1-2199 (732 amino acids)
Biological process (GO): DNA recombination; telomere maintenance; cellular response to gamma radiation
Cellular component (GO): Ku70:Ku80 complex; nucleus
Molecular function (GO): double-stranded DNA binding; damaged DNA binding; telomeric repeat DNA binding
Source: RefSeq, a predicted model, not a curated record